This is a messenger RNA of Periconia digitata, 816 nucleotides long. The record is from the annotation of a GenBank genome assembly. Lineage: Eukaryota; Fungi; Ascomycota; Dothideomycetes; Pleosporales; Periconiaceae.
UUGUUCGAUGUGCCGUCGUAUCAGCAUUUGGUCCAUAGCAUUUUUCGUGGUUCAUCACAUCUGUAUCAUACACAUAUACCCAAUUUCAAAAUUUCAUUCCAGAAAUUACCACUAGACUCUACUAAGCAUGACUGGGCAGAUUGCUACUACAUAGUUCCAAAUAUUUUAUCAGUUGCCUUUGCAUCAUCAAUCCGUUACGACUGGAUAAAAGGAACGCUAAACCCAAUCAAGCGUGCCGCCAAAAGUGCCAAGCCAAGGUGUCGACCUCACCUUCAAACGCCUCCACAUCACACCGACGACAUCCACCACCACAGUCCUCCUUGACGGAGCCCGCGCCUCCCGCACACUCUCCACUCCACCCAUCAUAUUCACGUGCUUACUUCCUCUCUACGGCUCCCGCUAAAAUGCAAUCCCUCGCCCCCCUCCGCGCCAUCGCGCGGCGCACCGCACACCAAUCCCUCAAGACAAGCCCGAAGGCCCAGAUCAACCGACCCUUUUCGCAAACUGUCACAAGAGCUGGUGACCACGGUACCUCGUACGAUCCGCCCUCUGGAUGGCUGUUCGGCGUCAAGCCCGGCGAGAAAUACCAGAAAGAGGGGUGGGAGACUAUCUGGUUCUGGGGAUUCUACGGUAGCAUUGGGCUUGGGAUUGUUGCGUAUGCCUUCAAGCCGGAUACAAGUAUUCAGACUUGGGCUCUUGAAGAGGCCCGUCGUCGGUUGGAAGCAGAGGGUAUCCUGCCGGACCCGGACGCGUCAAAAAAGGAAUAGACCGACCCCAGACACAUAUUAUAUGAUUAGAAGAGAUGGUAUCACAAUA